Messenger RNA from Caenorhabditis briggsae, 474 nucleotides. The transcript is spliced from 3 exons. The record is from RefSeq and is a predicted model, not a curated record. Lineage: Eukaryota; Metazoa; Nematoda; Chromadorea; Rhabditida; Rhabditidae. The coding region runs from base 1 to 474 and encodes 157 amino acids.
AUGGGUCCCUCUUCGAAAAUAUUGGUUUUUUCUCUGAUUUUUUUGAGCUUGGCUCUCGAAGUUUCGUCUGAAAAUGGACUUGAUGUCAAUGCGCUCAGUGGAAAAAGCAAAAAGUUCUUUUUUGAUAUGACGAAACAAGUGAUGGGUGUUCCGUCCCUAAAACCCGAGAAUCUGGCUGCUCAAGCAUUCUUCCGCGGGUUUUUGGACAAAUACACCAAACUGGAUGACAAAGUGAAGAAUGAUAUGACACAACAUGUCCCAAAAGCCACCAAACUUUUUGACGCAGCUGCCAAAAAGUUCAACAUCGACCCAACUAGCGCGUUCAAAAUGCUCUCCACAUUUUUCGAAACCUUCAAGAAAGGAGCAUCGAGUGAGAUGGCAUCGAAGGGUCUUCAAAUGGCUGGAAAAUUGCUCGGAGGAAAGACAGGAGGCGGCGGAGGUGGACUUCUUGGAUUCUUGGGACAACGUAGAUAA